This is a messenger RNA of Platichthys flesus (European flounder), 1699 nucleotides long. RefSeq names its product guanylate cyclase activator 1C (gene guca1c). Gene Ontology annotation, molecular function: calcium ion binding; calcium sensitive guanylate cyclase activator activity. The transcript has 4 exons. The record is from RefSeq and is a predicted model, not a curated record. NCBI's taxonomy places the organism in Eukaryota, Metazoa, Chordata, Actinopteri, Pleuronectiformes, Pleuronectidae. Bases 105 to 674 code for a protein of 189 amino acids.
GGACCUGCGUCAGUGCUCUGGGUGAUCUUUGUCCUGCGUGCAUCAGCCUCUCCACCGGCUCUCUGCAGGUUUCUGGACAUCAAGACCAAAAACAUCCACUCAAAAUGGGAGGCUACUGCUCCAACCUGGAUGAUAUACUGGAGGAGGACAUGCACCACUGGUAUACCAAGUUCAUGAGGGAGUCGCCCUCAGGGCUCAUCACCCUCUUUGAGCUCAAGACGAUGCUUGAGAUGAACGGGAUGACGGAGGAGGCCGGCAGCUACGUGGACCAGGUCUUCUUCACCUUCGACAUGGACGGGGACGGCUACAUUGACUUUGUCGAGUACAUCGCAGCCAUCAGCUUGUUACUGAAGGGAGAAAUCAACCAGAAGCUGAAGUGGUACUUCAAGCUCUUUGAUCAAGAUGGAAACGGGAAGAUUGACAAGGACGAAAUGGAGACGAUAUUCAAGGCAAUUCAAGACAUCACCCGGAGCUACGACAUCCCCCCGGAGGAGAUCGUGACGCUCAUAUACGAGAAGAUCGACGUCAAUGGAGAAGGUGAGCUGACUCUGGAGGAGUUCAUCAGUGGAGCGAAGGAGCACCCCGACAUCAUGGACAUGCUCAGCAAGAUGAUGGAUCUCACCAACGUCCUGGAGAUCAUCAUCAACGGUCAGCAGAAGAAAGCUGAGAACUGAAGCGACGACCCCCACCAGCUGGGGCCGCGCUGGACAGACGGAGACUGUUCUCACGAUGGGACUUUUUGAGGAAAGAGUGUUUGUGCUGGACGAGGAGCCAAAUCUCAGAAAUGCACAGGAUGAAAUAAACGAACUGAUGGAGCAGCCCCACGCUGAUAUGAUCCCUAUGGUCGCUGCCCGAGGGACCGAGGGAUCUACUUGUCCUCUCCCUGCUGCUUGUGCUCUCACCCUCCAGAUUUGUUAAGACGGUAUCAGAUCGUGUGUGUGGAGAGUCUCAGUGAAGGACUGACCCGGCUGCUUGCAAGUUCCCAUCAAGCUUCAAGUAGCCGGUGCAAAGCAAGGUGGAUGACACCCUUUGCCUUGUGAAUCUCACUGAGCUGGAGAGGGUGUUUGAGCGUGAGGAGUGCAGUCAGCACCAGAACGUCCUGGGCAGCUGUGGGAUCAUUUGUUUUUCAUAAUUUAACUUCAGAAAAAAAUUAUAUUUGAACAUAUUACACAUUUCAAUUCUGUUCCUCCAGUUGAAUCAAAGUGUAAAACUAAGCGAGACAUACUGAUAAAACGUCUUCAUGGUCAAGUCCUAUAUGCCAAUCUAUGACAUAACUACUGUAUUUGGGUGUUGAGAUUUUAACGUCAUGUGGUUAACAUCUAAAACACUCACUGAAGUAGUUUGUUCCUUGUUCACUGAGUUGCUCUUUGCAUUAAAUUUACACUUUCAGAUGUUUCAAAAACUUGAUUGUAACUAAAUAUAUAUAUAUAAAUAUAUAUGUAUAUGUAGACGCUGAAUGUUGAUGAAAUGUAAUGUUUCAUAUUAAUUUCGCUUCACCCAAGGUUACAUUGUUGCCUUAAAAAAUACAGUGGAUUGUUUGUUUCUUUAAAAGUGUUUUUUGUGUCUUCAGUUUUUUCUGCCAGGUUAAAAAGAUGCAGGAGCAGAAAGGAAAUGAAAUAUGACUUCCAGAACAUAAGAAAAUAUCAUGCACAUGUAGUAGAGUCUAGGCAAUACCUUACAAUAAAGGAAGGGGAAUUCA